Molecule: messenger RNA, 2100 nt
Organism: Elgaria multicarinata webbii
Lineage: Eukaryota; Metazoa; Chordata; Lepidosauria; Squamata; Anguidae
Product: acyl-CoA dehydrogenase family member 11-like
Exons: 14
Coding region: 163-1956 (597 amino acids)
Molecular function (GO): acyl-CoA dehydrogenase activity
Source: RefSeq, a predicted model, not a curated record
AAGGUUUCAGUCUGUUAUUUUUCCUUUGAACUGCUUAGGUAGACUUUUGUGCACUCGUCUAGCUCGAAUUCUUAUAAGUUGAAACCAUCAAAUUUGGUAUUGAGCUUUUAUUUGGGCGUUAUUAUUAUUAUUUUUAAAAAGUGGGAUCAGUAAACUGAGUCCAUGGCUAAGCAGUCCUUCAACCAUCCGGGAGUGCCUUUUGCCAGGAUAGGAACAGAGAUCUUUUGUCAAGAACAGCCCCGGAUUGGAAAUCCAUACCUGGAAGACGCUUUUCUUCAGGGCUACCUGAAAUCACAUCUGCCUGCUAAGGUGUUUGCUGAGGUGAGUGUGGAUCUUGAGAGGUUUGGAGCUCGUGUGAAGGGUGAAAUUGACUUCUUGGGGCGUGAGUGUGAGUUAAACCCUCCCAAGCUACAACAGUUUGAUGGUUGGGGAUGGCGUGUGGACCAAAUCAUCACCUGCCCAGCCUGGAAGAGGAUGAAGGAAAUCUCAGCUGAAGAGGGGAUGGUUGCUGAGGCUUAUGAGCGGAGAUACUCCAGCUGGAGCCGUGUUCACCAGUUUGCCAAACUGUACCUGUAUGCACCCUCCUCUGGUAUGUUCACAUGUCCUUUGGCCAUGACUGACGGAGCAGCAAAAGUCAUUGAGUCCCUGGGUUUCCCCAAGCCUUUGGAGGAAGCCUAUGCUCACUUGAUAUCACGUGACCCCAGAACGUUCUGGACCUCUGGCCAGUGGAUGACUGAACGCAAAGGGGGCUCUGAUGUUGCUAGUGGCACAGAGACAGUGGCUCAGGAGCAACCUGAUGGCACCUACCGUCUCCAUGGAUUGAAAUGGUUCACGUCAGCCACUGAUUCGGAUGUAUCUCUGACACUGGCGAGGAUCGUGGCCGCUGACGGGCAGACAGAACAGGCCUCCAAAGGCCUGUCUCUGUUCUACCUGGAAGUGCGGGAUCAAGAAGGGAAGCUGAAUGGGAUUGAGAUACAGCGGCUGAAGGAGAAGCUGGGCACAAGGCAGCUGCCAACUUCUGAGCUGCUCCUAGCAGGAGCCAGGGCACACCGGAUCUCUCCCGUGGGCCGGGGCGUGGCUUCCAUUGCCAACAUGUUGACCAUCACUAGGAUCCACAAUGUCAUUGCAUCAGUUGCGGACAUGAGAAGAGUGAUCAGCCUGGCACGGGAUUAUGCGACCAAGAGGGAGGCCUUUGGCAAAACUCUUAAGGACCACCCAUUGCAUAUGCAGACUUUGGCACGGAUGGAGGUGCACACUCGAGGAGCAUUCCUGCUGAUGAUGGAGAUGGGGAGGCUGCUUGGACUGGAGGAAACCAAGAUGGCCACCGAGCAGGACCAGCACAUGCUGAGGCUGCUGACCCCUGUUGUGAAACUGUACACUGGGAAACAGGCAGUUGCUGUUGCCUCAGAAGGGUUGGAGUGUUUCGGAGGGCAGGGCUACAUGGAGGACACAGGUCUGGGAUACCUCCUACGGGAUGUCCAGGUGCUACCAAUCUGGGAAGGGACAACGAAUAUCCUGGCCUUGGAUGUUCUGCGCUCCCUUGUCAAGAGCCAAGGCAAAGUGCUGGAAGCAUUUUUCUCCACUGCCCAGGCCAAGUUGGAGGCGGCUCUCAGCUUCUCUGAAUUGGGGCCUUCUGCGCAAAGGGUUCACGAUGCUCUCCGCAAGCUCAGGCACUUCACUGACGAAAUGGGCUUAAAGGGGGAAGCCGGGAUGCAGCUGGCUGCAAGAGACUUUGCCUACAGUCUAGCACGGAUCUACGGAGGAGUUCUCCUACUAGAACACGCUGUCAGGCGCAAUGCAUCACCCACAGACAUCUCUGCUGCUCAGAGGUGGUGUCACCAAGACCUCUGCCCCAUAGCCAGAGAAGAACAAGCUGACUCUUACAGUAACGGAGCAGUUUCCCUGGAUUCUUCUUUGGUUUAUGAUGGACAUCCAGUUCUGGGAGGAAAACUGUAACAAGCAACCAAGAAAGCAAAAGAGGUGCUAUUCACUAUGCCGGAAUAACUAAGUCAGUGAAGCAGAAGCAAUGCUUAGUGUACUGUAUAAUAACGGUCCUGCUUAACGUGAAAGGAAGUAAUAAAGUUUCUUCCGCACUUCAAA